AUGUACUCCAAUAACAUCUCUGCGGCGCAAAUUCGCGAUGAAUACGACCGCCGGCUGGCGGAUGCGACGCGCCAGGCUGCAGAGGAGGAAGAAGCCGCUGCAAUGGACCAAGAAGAACCCGAAUACGAGCCCACGCCGGAAUCAGAGUCCCCCGAAGACAAAACAAAGAAGCGCAAACGAAUGCAAGCCAUCGAGAAUAUCAAGAAGAGCAAGGAAUUCGCCCGCCGCAAGGCCCGCCGAACCGGAGAGCCGGACGACGAUGACGAUGAAUUGGCAAAUACUAUGAUGGAUGAGAAGCAGCGACCUAAUCCAGGUCAGCUAGACAACUGUGAACUCUGUGGUAAGCGCUUCACGGUCACUGCCUAUAGCAAGACAGGCCCUACUGGGGGCCUUCUCUGCGCAGACUGCUCUAAGAAGCAUGCCGAUGGUGGUAAGAAGGCACCGGCCAAGAAGCGUAGCUCUGGCAUCGGGCGUCGUCAAAAUCAGAGCAAAUUGUUAGAUGGCAUGUCCCCACAUGGUACCCAGAGCUUGCUAGAAACAUGUAUCAAGAAAGUUGCCGAGCAUAUUGACGACGUGGAAGAAUUUGGCGACCUCCCCCCUCCGGUGAUGCAUCGCCUUAGCCAGAUUCUAUCCAGAAAACGCGCGGUGACCUCAAAGACCUUGGAUCUCUUCUUACGGCCCACCCACAGAGAGAUCAACAUCUACGACUGUGCAAGCCUCGACACCAAUGAUUAUCACAAGAUCCUUGCGUCCAUGCCGGCUUUGACUCGGCUGAACCUACGGUUCGUAACGCCAAUGAAGGAUCGCAUUUUCCAGUAUAUAAUGGAUCGCGACAUGAAUAUUCAAGACCUUCAUCUGGAUUCGCCGAAUCUUGUGACCGACGAAUGCUGGCGCCAAUUUUUCACCAAGUUGGGCCCCCGGUUGCGGAGCCUGAAAUUGUGGAAUCUUGACUCUGCAUUUGACGAUGAAACUAUGGAGAUCAUGUGCAAGAGUUGUUCCGGACUUGAACGCCUGAAACUGAAGUAUCUCUGGAAAAUUGGCGACAAGGCGCUUGAAUCGAUAGCAACGCUGAAGAAUCUGGAGCACUUGUCACUCCAUUUCAGUCAGGAGACUAGCCCCGAACCCCUGCUACAGGUCAUCACUGAGAUCGGUCCCAAGCUACGCUCUCUAUCUCUGGAUGAGUUCCCGCUCGCAGAUGAUAGGCUGUUGCAGCACAUUCACGAGCAUUGCCAUCAUCUGAGUAAGCUUCGAUUCACCAAAAAUGAUCUGUGUAUGGAUAAAGAACUGGCAGCGCUCUUCAGAGGUUGGUCUAACCCACCUUUGCGAUUUGUGGAUUUCCAUGGCCUUCGUGAUGUAGACAUGUCCAACCCCGCUGGACCAGCCGAGCCUGUUGGCCUGGCAUCGGAUGGCUUCAUCGCUCUGAUGGAACACUCAGGCUCCAGACUCGAGACUUUGAAUAUUGCCUCUUGUCGCCACAUCUCAUAUGCGGCAUACGAGGAAGCCUUCUCUGAGCACAAACGAUAUCCCGAACUCAAGUAUCUCGAUAUCGCAUUCCAGGGCGUCGUGGAUGACUUUCUGGCACAGAGCAUAUUCCGAUGUUGCCCAAACCUCUCCAGACUAGUUGUCUUUGGUUGCUUUAAAAUCCGCGACUUGCGAGUCCCUCGGGGUGUAAAUGUGAUUGGCACUAUGGGCGCCAAGCUGAACGUUGACGGGAUUGCUCAGAAAGAGGUUUUUUGA
Molecule: messenger RNA, 1737 nt
Organism: Penicillium atrosanguineum
Lineage: Eukaryota; Fungi; Ascomycota; Eurotiomycetes; Eurotiales; Aspergillaceae
Gene: rad7
Exons: 4
Coding region: 1-1737 (578 amino acids)
Biological process (GO): SCF-dependent proteasomal ubiquitin-dependent protein catabolic process
Cellular component (GO): SCF ubiquitin ligase complex
Source: RefSeq, a predicted model, not a curated record